Messenger RNA from Symbiodinium pilosum, 475 nucleotides. The record is from the annotation of a GenBank genome assembly. NCBI's taxonomy places the organism in Eukaryota, Dinophyceae, Suessiales, Symbiodiniaceae.
GACACAUGCGGCGCUUGAGUCUUGGCGGGGCGGGGCCAGCCGGGCCAAGGCCAAAUUGUGGGAGACUGAGAAGCAGGGACGCCAAGUCGACGCGACGUUUGAAGCCAUCAAGCAGCAACAGACGCAAGAGCGGCAACAAGACCUCCCGCAGCAACUGCAUGCCUGGUGGAUUGCCCGCCGGAAGUAUGCUGAUGGGAUUGGCUUUGAUCGCAGUGUACACUCGAUCACCGGCAAGUUUCCGGGCUAUUUGUCCCCAUCCGCCGGAUUGAAAUUCGCCGACAUCCCCAACGGCCUGGCCGCGAUCUCCAAGGCUGUUCCCCAGGCAGGAUGGGGUCAGAUCCUCCUGUACAUGGCCUACUGCGAGGCCUCCCAGACGCAGGAGCCCGGCACUGCGGCCUACGCCGGUGACUUCGGCUGGAAGGUCCUGACCUCAAGCGACCCUGCUGAGAAGACCAAGAAGCUGAAUCUCGGCUGA